Hibiscus syriacus is the source of this 4485-nucleotide messenger RNA. RefSeq lists its product as uncharacterized. Gene Ontology annotation, molecular function: calmodulin binding; DNA-binding transcription factor activity; sequence-specific DNA binding. NCBI's taxonomy places the organism in Eukaryota, Viridiplantae, Streptophyta, Magnoliopsida, Malvales, Malvaceae. The transcript has 19 exons. The record is from RefSeq and is a predicted model, not a curated record. Gene Ontology annotation, biological process: regulation of salicylic acid biosynthetic process; regulation of DNA-templated transcription. The coding region runs from base 188 to 4294 and encodes 1368 amino acids. Gene Ontology annotation, cellular component: nucleus.
UGUAUGGUUGCAAGUUUUAUCUUUUCUAGUCAACAAAAUACCGAACCCACUAACUUCAACUACUCAUGGUCACGAGGUUCUUCUUCCUUUAAUCAAACAAAUUUGCAGAUGGUAAUUGAUGCUUUACAAACAAAGUAUUUUGUGAGGCAGGAUUCUUCUGAAUCACCCAGUAAACUUUUGUAGAAUCAUGCUUCGCAUUUCGGCCGAAAUGCACCAUUCUGUUCCUAAGGAAAGUGGGUCAAGCUUGACUGAGCUACGAAAGGAAGUAGGGGCAGCAAAAGAGAUACAUUUAACGGAUGAUAAAAAUAAUGUGUCUGAGUUGCCAAAAUGUCCAAACUGCUCUUCACUGAUUGCGUUGUAUUUGCAAGGGAAUUAUGAGCUGACGGCUAUUCCUCCCCUAUUCUUUCAGCGCAUGGCCCUUCUCCAAGUAUUGGAUUUGUCUCGUACUAGCAUCAAAUCUUUGCCAAAAUCUCUCCCCAAGUUGGUUGCACUAAAAAAACUCUUGUUACAAAGUUGUGAUCUCUUCAUGGAACUAUCACCUCAAGUUGGGAAACUCAAAAAUCUUGAGGAGAUUGAUCUUGAUGAUACUCAGAUCAUCAAUUUACCUAGAGAGACUGGAAAACUACUCAAGUUAAGAAAGUUGAAAGUAUCAUUCUAUCAUUUAUCUGGAAAAAAGAAGCCGAUGUCAAACAUUUUGAUUCACCCUGAGACGAUAUCAAAUCUCUCACAACUUGCUGAGUUAAGCAUUGAUGUCAAUCCUGCAGACAAGAGGUGGGAUGAUUCUGUGGAGGCUGUUGUGAAGGAAGUAUGCAACUCAAAAGCAUUGAAAAUUCUUAGCUUGUACCUUCCGGAAUUCCAGCUUUUAGAUAAUGCAUCAUUGACAUAUCCUUCCUUGUCAUGCUUUAGGUUUACUGUUGGUAAUCAUAAAAGGAGAAUCAUAUCUCGUGUACCUCAUGAACUUGAAGCAGAAUUCAGAAGUUGGGACAAAUGCUUGAAGUUUGUGAAUGGCAAAAACAUCCCGGUUGAAAUAAAAGGGGUACUGAAAUAUUCCACUUCAUUUUUCUUGGACCACCAUGCAACCGCUGUGACACUAUCUGAAUUUGGAAUCGAGAAUAUGAAGGGGCUAAAAUUUUGCUUGCUGGCAGAAUGUAAUGAAAUGGAAACACUUAUUGAUGGAGAUAUGCAUUAUGAAAGAAAUGAAGAUGAUCAAUCUGAAUCUGACUCUGGUUCUGUAGAAUGUGUGCUUGAGUUCCUAGAGCAUUUGAGCAUUUAUUACAUGGAGAAUUUACGGAGUAUUUGGAGAGGACCAAAUCGUUUUGGAAUGUCCAAGUUGAAAUUCCUAGCAUUGCACACAUGCCCCCAGCUGACAAAAAUUUUCUGUUAUACUUUGCUUGAAAAUUUUGUCAACUUGGAGGAGAUAAUUCUUGAGGACUGUCCCCUAGUCACAAGCCUUGUAAGUCAUUCAUCCGUCAAGCCAAUGAUGUCGGAUAAAAUAUUUCUUCCAAGUUUGAAAAGAUUGCUUCUUCUUUACCUUCCUGAACUGGUCAGCAUUUCGAAUGGCCUAUUGAUAGCACCAAAGUUAGAAAGCAUAGGCUGUUACAAUUGCCCGAAGCUUACAAGUAUAUCAAAAAUGGAAUUGUCAAGCAAAAAUUUGAAGAUAAUCAAAGGAGAAUGUCAAUGGUGGGAGGAUAUGAAUUGGAGUGCAACGGAGUGGGGAAAUCAACCAGAUUAUCUGAUGCAUAUCUUUUGCCCUAUCGAUAAUGAGAAAGAUGUGAUGACACAAUUGGUAGAAGAUGUACAUCUACUUAAAGCAACCAUACACAAUGAAGGCCAACAACUACGUGAUGAAAAGUUGAUUGAAGUUUCACCACAAGAUCAUAAAAGUCAGUGCUUGGAGUCUCCUUCAGCAUGUGUACUUCCAUCCAAUCUAUUAUCAAGGACUUCCCAUGCACCUGAACAAGGAGGAAUCUAUACAUCAGAGAGGAACAAGAGUCCCGCAGAUGAUUAUUGUGAUGCGGCUUCAAAAGUUUUUGAAGCAGACGCUGAUGAAGAUGAACCAAAGGCCAAAAGAUGGAACUGUUCUGGGACUGAAAAAACCAAUAUCAUAAGUUCUGCAAGCGAACUCAUGAGAGGGAAUAGAGCUGAAAACCAAAUCAGAAGUAAGGUAUUUGAUGAUGGUUAUAUAUGGAGGAAAUAUGGAAAGAAAUUGGUCAAGGGUAAUUCCUUUCCAAGGUCAUACUACAAAUGCUUGUCAACGGGUUGUCCAGUGAAGAAGCGUGUUGAGCGAGACUCCCAAGAUACAAGCUUUUUUAUCACCACCUACCGAGGGAUACAUAACCAUCUACAGAGGGAUGUCAGGGGGUUUCAUAAGCUGCAGUCUCAACCUUGCAAUGAUCAUAGGGCCAAUAAUGUCGAAGAUGCUGCUGAGGCAUCCAAGACUGUUAGCCCUGCAAGAGGAUAUGAAGAUGUAUUUGAAGCUUCAAUACUAGAUCAAGAAGGACAUCCAGUUAUUCCCGAAGCUUUAGUACGCGACGAAUCCCAAAAAUCAGAUGUCACAGCGGAAAGGACGAGGGAAAAUGCUAUAAAUAUAAUUCCAUCUACUUUGCCUGCCGUGACUCCUCUUGGUCCUGGGUUAAUGAGACCAGCUAAGCUUCAAGAUCACCCUGUUCUGAUGGACAACUCCAAUGUUUCCCCAUCUCCUACUACAGGAGAUUGUGCAGUGCAGUCUUUGGAUCAGAAAAACAAUGCAGGCGAUGACCAGCAAACUAUCAGUCAGGAAGACAAUAACUCCACAUUAGUCUGUCCCAUGCCCCAACCUAGCCCCUCUAAUUCUUGGUCAAUGAUACCUCAACUUCCUGCAACAACGCUUCCAACUAUGCGAUUACAAACACAGAGUUUUGAACAACUUGCCAAACAAAACCAAUCUUAUGAGAAACAUUACCCACCAAUGCUGGGUGAUGAAGUUUGGCGUCUGGAAAAGAUUGGUAAGGAUGGAUUGUUCCAUAAAAAUCUAGCCUCUAUGGGCGUUAACACAGUGCAAGACUUCUUGAAAAUGUUGAUCGUCCAUCCUGGCAAGCUUAGAAGGAUAUUUGGCGUUCGAAUGUCUGAGAAAAUGUGGAAUGUCACAAUCAAGCACGCCAAAACUUGUGUUAUGGGAAACAAACAUUAUGUUUUUCAAGGCUCGGAUUACAGAAUCAUGUUAAACCCCAUUUGCCAACUAAUCAAGGCAGAGAUUAAUGGCAGUAUAUAUCCUACUCACAAACAAAGUGAUGUUGACAGAGCAUAUCUUAAAGAUUUGGUGAGACAAGCAUAUGUAAAUUGGUCUUCCUUGGAAGAGAUAGAAGGAAUUUCCAAUGAAAUUGGCAAUCUCAUACAAGGAGAUCAUGUGGUGGACCAGUAUCCCGAUCAUUCACAAAUCAUGGUUUGGCCAUCUACAGCAACAGGAGAUUGUGUGUUGCCGUCAUUGAAUCAGAAAAGCAAUCCAGACAAUGACCAGAAAGCUAUCAGUGAGCAAGACGAUAAUUCUGCCCGGGUCUGUCAUCCGCCGCCACCUUCCUCCUCUGCUCCUUCAUCAAUGAUAUCUCAACUUUCUGCAACCGCGCUUCCUCCUGUGCGAUUACAAGCACAGAGUUUUGAAGAACUUGCCGAACAAAAUCAAAGCAAGGGUAAUUUACAAUCUCAACCAUGUUGCUGCAAACAGGACCCUGGUGGCCCAGCUAAGAAGUCAGUUGAGAGGUCACUAGAUUGGCAGACAACAGAGGUUAUCCAUAGAGCUUCCCAUAACCAUCCCAAGUCACAGCCUACUAAAACUUCGUCACUAUCUGCAUUUUCUCGCAUACUUCGGGCUUUCAAUCAUCUUACCAUCAAAAUCCCUGAUAAGUCCUUUGUCACGUAUGAAGGUGGGAAAAUGGAUGAUGAUGGUUCGGUUCUUUUUAUAUCAGUAGCGGAUGAAGAAAAACUUCAAAGUACAAUGAUUAAAAAUUUUUAUGAGCUAUCUGAUAGAUGUAAAGUAACCCUUGGUGUAAAUGUUCAGAAGGCCAAAAAAAGGAACCCUGCAAAAACAACCGUGUUCAAGUUAUCUGCCACCGCUUCUAGUUUCAGGGAGAUGGUACAAAGUUUCACUGGGAUGCGUAAUGAAGCACCAGAAGAAAUAAGAACAGAAAUAGCAAGGAAGAAAGCAUGGUAUGCAAACCUGAAAGAAAUCAGUGGCAAGGAUAUACAUUGUAUAAAGCAGAAUGUAGAUGGACUGAAUGAAGCCGAUGGGAUCGAGUUGAUUGAGAAUCAUUCAAGCUGAUCAUCCAGUCAUACCCUGCCACCUGAAAGGAUUAUCCUGAGCCACGAUGGUACUAGAAAUAGAACUACACACUUUAAUACUAAUAACAUGAAAAAUAAUGUAUGCCUGCCAAACAUACAUGAGUAGUUUUUGUUUUAUCUAUGUUCUGAAUGUAUACUUCAAUAAUUUAUAAAUAAAUAGAACUAAUAAAA